Molecule: messenger RNA, 816 nt
Organism: Monascus purpureus
Lineage: Eukaryota; Fungi; Ascomycota; Eurotiomycetes; Eurotiales; Aspergillaceae
Source: the annotation of a GenBank genome assembly
AUGCCUCCGCUCUUCCCAUCAAACCCAUCAGAAGUGAUGGUGAUCCGCUAUAUCACUCCCGAUAUUGUCACGUUGAGCUUACCAUUCUCGCGAUUCGGGUUUAUCAAAUUCGGUGGACGAGGAACUUUAGUUAAAUUGACGUCAGGGUCGCUCGCUGUAUUCUCCCCUGUCACUCUAACACCAGAGGUCCGGGAUACCAUUAGUUCUCUCGGCGGCAAUGUCAAAUACAUCGCCGCUCCGGAUAUGACACACCAUCUUAACCUGACAUCGUGGAAGAAAGCAUUCCCCGAUGCCCACAUCAUAGCACCCGAAGGCCUUUGGGAGAAGCGUCAAUCGAACCCCGAGUUCAAAGAUACACCUUUUCGCCAUAUCUUCACCAAAAAGCAAUACGGCCAGCAAAAAGUCUCGGACGAGUUCGACUCGGAUUUUGAGACCGAGUAUGUCUAUGGGCAUAGCUCACGGGAACUGGUUUUCUUCCACAAGCCGUCUCGCACUGUCAUCGAGGCGGAUCUCCUGUUUAACCUCCCCGCAAAAGAACAGUAUUCGAGAACCUCGGAAGCUGCCUCAGGGAUCUUUGAUAGAAUUUUUGCUCCCUUGAUGUCGGCCGCACCACCUGCUACCUGGCAAAAGCGGUUCUCGUGGUAUCUCCUUUCCGGCGCGGAUCGGAAAGCGUUUGGGGAGUCGAUGAGGAGGAUCGAUAAGUGGGAUUUCGAUCGGAUUAUUCCAUGUCAUGGAGAUGUAAUCGAGACGGGAGCCAAGGGUGUUUUCAGGAAUAUUAUGGGUUGGUUCUUGGACGAUACUAAGAAAGGGGUAUAA